AUGUCUGUCAGUCUGUUUCAUCAUUCACACUGUUCAUUUUUUAUCUAUCUGCUCAUCUUUGAUUCUGAUCAUGUCUGUCAGUCUGUUCAUCUAGAAGAACUGUUCAUGAGGAGAAAUCUAUCUGAGAAGGAAGAUCAUUAUGUCAGUCUGUUCAUCAUUCACACUGUUCAUACCUAUCUAUCAAUCAUCUUUGAUUCUGAUCAUGUCUGUCAGUCUGUUCAGAAUUCACAAUGUUCAUACCUAAAUAUCGGCUCAUCUUUGAUUCUGAUCAUGUAUGUCAAGUCUGUUCAUUUUUCACACUGUCGAUUAAUUAUUUAUCUGUUCAUCUUUGAUUCUGAUCAUGUAUGUCAGUCUGUUCAUCAUUCACACUGUUCAUACGGAAAUAUGCUCAUCUUUGAUUCUGAUCAUUAUGUCAGUCUAACUCAUCUUUCACACUGUUCCCCCUAUCUAUCUGCUCAUCUUUGA
Molecule: messenger RNA, 465 nt
Organism: Acanthosepion pharaonis
Lineage: Eukaryota; Metazoa; Mollusca; Cephalopoda; Sepiida; Sepiidae
Source: the annotation of a GenBank genome assembly